Molecule: messenger RNA, 390 nt
Organism: Zootermopsis nevadensis
Lineage: Eukaryota; Metazoa; Arthropoda; Insecta; Blattodea; Termopsidae
Source: RefSeq, a predicted model, not a curated record
AUAAUUUAAUUUAAUUUUGUUCACAGUUUGUCAGGAGGAGAGCUUUUUGAGCGUAUUACAGCUGAAGGUUAUUCUAUGUCAGAGGCUGAAGUAAUCAACUACAUGCGCCAGAUAUGCGAGGGAGUCAAACACAUGCACGAGAAGAACAUAAUUCAUCUGGACAUCAAGCCUGAAAAUAUCAUGUGCCAGACAAGAAACAGUACAAAUGUGAAGUUGAUAGACUUUGGGCUUGCAACAAAAUUGGAUCCCAAUGAGGUUGUCAAGAUUUCUACAGGGACAGCUGAGUUUGCUGCCCCAGAGAUUGUGGAGAGAGAACCAGUGGGUUUCUACACUGAUAUGUGGGCAGUUGGUGUUUUGGCUUAUGUCUUGUAAGUACAGUCACAUACCUGU